Lactuca sativa (garden lettuce) is the source of this 363-nucleotide messenger RNA. The record is from RefSeq and is a predicted model, not a curated record. NCBI's taxonomy places the organism in Eukaryota, Viridiplantae, Streptophyta, Magnoliopsida, Asterales, Asteraceae.
AUGGUUCUAUUAUGCGAACUUGAUGGUCGAAGGAUUAGAGUGAGUGUCGCCCAAGAGAGGCCCCGCCCAUCAUUUGGUGGCAGUUAUGGCGGCCCUGGUGGCGGUGGCAGAUAUGAAGGAAAUGGUGGUUACAAUGGUGGUGGAUAUGGUGGUGGCAGCAGUAAUAUAGGCGGGUAUGGUGGUGGGAAUCAAAAUGCUGGUGGCGGGAAUGAUCUUUUCAGCGGGGUUUUAGGUGGCGGUGGCGGUGAUACGGGAGUGUCACCUGGCGGCAAUGAAGGUGGUGGUGAUGAGAAUAUGAACCAUUUUGGUGAGGAUGAUGUAGAGGAGAAUGAUGAUGAUUAUGCCAAUACUUGUAACAAGUGA